Messenger RNA from Glossina fuscipes, 3194 nucleotides. RefSeq names its product scavenger receptor class B member 1 (gene emp). Gene Ontology annotation, molecular function: scavenger receptor activity. The record is from RefSeq and is a predicted model, not a curated record. The transcript is spliced from 8 exons. Gene Ontology annotation, cellular component: cytoplasm; membrane. Bases 482 to 2056 code for a protein of 524 amino acids. Lineage: Eukaryota; Metazoa; Arthropoda; Insecta; Diptera; Glossinidae.
CAUAGUCGUUGCUAGCGUAAGCUACUGCUGGUCAUAUAAACGCGCUUCCAAGUACAACUUGCGAACGGAGUGAAUUAAAAAAAAAAAUAUAAAGAAAAGAAAAAAAUUUUUUAAGCCGCAUAUUUGUUGAACGUCGUGUUGUUGCUUUUGCUUCUUAUUGUGUCGAAAAGAAGUGAAAUUAUACGGGCAUUAAUUUUCUUUGCUUUACUUUGUAUGUUUAUGGAAAAUAUUUAAAGUCUGAGCGAUGCGGUGCUUUUAUGUGCGGAGCUAAUUUGAAUUUCAAUUACGUUUACGUUUACGUUUAUUUUUAUUUUUUUUUUUUUUUGUUUUUGCAAUAAGCUCUUGUGUGUGCGGUCACAAUAAUACAUUGGAUAAUUUUGCUAAUAGAGGUCAAUAGAAGAAGAAGAAUAAUAAGAAGUAAAAGAAGCGAACGAAAUUCCAGCAAAACGUGAAGCGUAAAGUUAAAGAAAAUUAGUGUUUGAUGACAAUAGUGAAAAGUCCUAAAAUGAAUGGCCAACAACACAAGCUCUGUACGAAACUAUCGAGUGCUUAUCUAAGAAAAUGGUGGUUCACAAUAGCCGUUUCCGUGUUAUUACUUAUACUGGGCAUUUUGGUUGUUUGUUAUUUCUUCACAUUAAUCAAUGCGGUGGUUGACUAUCAAGUGGCUUUACGACCAGGUGGUCAGACAUAUGGCUGGUGGGCAAAGCCCCCGGUAGAACCGAAAAUAUCGGUUUACGUUUAUAACGUAACGAAUGCCAAUGAAUUUUUAAGCAACGGCUCUAAGCCAAUUGUAAACGAAGUCGGUCCUUAUGUCUACACAGAGUCAUGGGAAAAGGUGAACAUAGUCAAGAAUGAGAAUGGCACGCUGAGCUAUAAUGUAAGAAAAAUCUAUGUCUUCCGUGAAGAAUUAUCGGCUGGUUCCGAUGAUGAUGUAGUCAUAGUACCUAAUAUACCAAUGCUGAGUGCUACCUCGCAGAGUAAACAUGCGGCCAGAUUUCUUCGCUUAGCCAUGGCUAGCAUUAUGGAUAUUUUAAAAAUCAAACCAUUCGUUCAGGUUUCAGUGGGGCAAUUGCUAUGGGGCUAUGAGGAUCCGCUAUUGAAACUCGCCAAAGACGUUGUGCCAAAAGAACAAAAACUACCCUACGAAGAGUUUGGUUUGAUGUAUGGCAAAAAUGGUACUUCCCCGGAUCGCGUCACGAUAUUUUCGGGCGUAGAGGAUGUAACGAAAUUUGGCAUUAUCGAUAAAUAUAAUGGCAAAUCUCAUUUGCCUCACUGGUUAUCCGAGGAAUGUAAUACGUUGAAUGGUACUGAUGGCUCGAUCUUCCCACCGCAUAUCGAUGAACAACGCAUUUUAUAUAUAUACGAUAAGGAUUUAUGUCGCUUGAUGCCUUUGCACUUUGAAAAGGAAGUCGAAACGAAAGGUGGCGUUAAAGGUUUCCGCUUUUCACCGCCCACUAAUGUGUUCGCUGAUGUCGAAAGAAAUCCCGGUAAUAUGUGCUUUUGUCCUGCCGGGCAACCAAGUUGUGCCCCCAAUGGCCUAUUUAAUGUAUCCCUUUGUCAAUACGACUCGCCGGUAAUGUUGAGUUUCCCACAUUUCUAUUUAGCCGAUGAUAGUUUACGUACUGCUAUUGAGGGUAUUUCGCCGCCCGAAAAAGAAAAACAUCAAUUGUUUAUUGAUGUACAGCCGGUUAUGGGCACCACGUUAAGGGCCAGAGCCCGCGUUCAAAUUAAUUUGGCUGUUAGUCAAGUAUUCGAUAUUAAACAAGUUGCCAACUUUCCCGAUAUUAUUUUCCCUAUAUUAUGGUUUGAAGAAGGCAUCGAUUAUUUGCCCGAUGAGAUUACAGAUCUCAUGAAUUUCGCUACCACCGUGCCGCCUAAGAUACGUGUAAUAUUGACGAUUAUCUUUUUCGCCAUCGGUGCCUUAUUGCUCUUAAUAUCUGUCUUUUGCUUGAUACGUAACUCUCACCGACAAAGUACUUUACACCUGGAAGGUAAUAAUUAUUUGGCUACGGCUCAAAUCGAUAUGCAGAAAAAGAUGGCCAAGGAAAGAUAUUAAUAGUUUAGUAUUAAAGGAGAUCAAAAAUUAGAAUCGCGUUCAUAACAAGCAGCGAGCGAUUAGUUUUAUAAGUUAAGUUUUGUUACAAAAGUGAACUUGUUUUUUUUUUUUUUUUUUUUUUUUUUUUUUGUUUAAUGUAAUGUAAAUGAGUUUUUAUUUUUAUAUAUAUAUAUAUAUAUGUAUACUUUUGUACUACUUACAUGGAUACCAUUUAUGUGGAUGUGGAUCAAAAAGAAGAACAAAUUUUUAUUUUAUUUUUUUUAUUUUCAUAGUGUAAUAAUUUUAUCAAGUGGGUGUUUUAUAUGUAUAUGUAAACUCUAGUUUUAUAGGUUUUUUAAUUCCUUCCCAGUUUAUAUUCCCAGUCCCUGUGUUCUCUAUAUCUUUAUACUCUCUUCAUGUGUAUGCGUUACACUUUUACUGAUUUGUAUUAUUAUUAUCGUUAUUAUUAUUACUAUUUUUUCAAAUAUUUUUGAUUUGACAUCUAUUGCUUUUCUGUGUACUUAAGAAUCGAUAAUCAAGAAUAAAAACAUACAAUAAAUAUUCAACAGUUCACUGUGAUCAUAAACGAACAAUAUACAUGAGUAUAUAUGCGUGUGUAUAAGUAACGGGUGUACCGAAAAGUUCUGUCCGUUUUAUGCAAAAAACCAAAUUCUAGUUUCCGGUUAUGGUCCGAAAUGAUUUCUUUGAACGAUCUUCGAAUUUAGAUUGUCUAAGAAGGAUUUUCCUCUAACGUGAUCUUGACAGUAUCGAUCAAAGGUAGUCGCCCAAGGCGUUCAUCAGAAUGGUCAAAAUUAAGUAUAUGAAAUUUCUCGAACGAUCUUCUGCAUGUUCUAUAUCAGAAAGGGUACCACUUCACCAAAUUCUUUCAAUAAAUUUCUGCAUGCUUCUGUGGCAUUUUGCUUUCGUACAAAAUACAAUGGCGUGAAUGCCACUAGCUAGCCAUGAAUACACAAUCCUGUCUCACUUAAUACUAAUAUCAAUAAUCCGCAGGUAGACAUUCGGUGAUAAAAAGCAAGACCCAAAUAUGCCUCACAUGAAUACUUAUUGAACCGGAAUGGACAGAAUUUUCCAAUGGACUUAAUGUGUAUACGUAUAUGUGCACGCAUACCGUUUUUCCAUUCGUAUGAAAUUUUAUUAC